CGGAGGAGCAGGACUUGUUCGAACGAGCCACCGAUGGAUCUUCACAAGCUUCUCGUCUCUACCAUGCAACCGUUCUCCACCGGCAGCACAAUGGCGACCGAAUGGCCACCGACUAGCCUCCCGUCAGAAAGAGUUACCUCACCGGCACCCUGCAAGAACUUGACCUUCUCUAUCGCGAAAAUCAUGGAACCGGACAAACGUCUCACCGAACGAAGCAACAAUCAACAGACACCACCGCAUCCUCCUCCGCCAAGUAUUCCUUCCUUAACCUAUUCGGCACACUUACAAUCAGCCUUCAAGAAAUACGUGCCAACGUUGAGGCAUCCGAAUCUACUGCAACCUUAUUCCUUUCUCUAUUAUCAUCCGAACUCGUUACUAAGCGCAUUCCCGGCUCCGUCGCCCACCACUCCAACCGUACCACAAAAUUCUCCACCUCCAGCCACCCUACAAAAGGCUUUCUCGAAGAUGAGCCUGAACGCAAUCUCAACGGAGGGUCAACGUGAGAAAAAGAGCCCCGGACCGCGAAAUAGCGAGCUAAGCACGACCAAUAAACAGAAAACCUUCACCUGCUCGGUUUGCGCAAAGGUGUUCAAUGCUCACUACAACUUGACAAGACACAUGCCGGUUCACACCGGCGCUAGGCCGUUCAUAUGCAAGAUCUGCGGAAAGGGUUUUCGCCAGGCGAGCACUUUGUGCAGGCACAAGAUCAUCCAUACGGAGUUGAAGCCGCACCAGUGUCCUACCUGCGGCAAAGCGUUCAACCGGAGCUCGACGUUGAACACCCACAGGCGUAUCCACGCGAACUUCAAACCGUACGUCUGCGAGCACUGCAAGAAAGGGUUCCACCAGAAGGGGAAUUACAAGAAUCACAAGCUGACGCAUAGCGGAGAAAAGGCGUACAAGUGUAACAUCUGCAACAAGGCGUUCCAUCAGAUCUACAAUCUGACGUUCCAUAUGCACACGCACAACGACAAGAAGCCAUUCUCGUGUACGAUCUGCGGCAAAGGGUUCUGCAGGAACUUCGAUCUGAAGAAGCACAUGAGGAAGCUUCACGACAUCGGUUCACCGGUGAUAAACGGCCUAGGUACUUCAGCACAGAGUCAGAAUCAGCAGUCCGGUUACGCGUCUGUUCAUCAC
Habropoda laboriosa is the source of this 1137-nucleotide messenger RNA. RefSeq names its product fez family zinc finger protein 2-like. Gene Ontology annotation, molecular function: DNA-binding transcription factor activity; RNA polymerase II cis-regulatory region sequence-specific DNA binding. The annotation marks the transcript as partial. The transcript has 2 exons. NCBI's taxonomy places the organism in Eukaryota, Metazoa, Arthropoda, Insecta, Hymenoptera, Apidae. The record is from RefSeq and is a predicted model, not a curated record. Gene Ontology annotation, biological process: regulation of transcription by RNA polymerase II.